Molecule: messenger RNA, 1173 nt
Organism: Ctenopharyngodon idella (grass carp)
Lineage: Eukaryota; Metazoa; Chordata; Actinopteri; Cypriniformes; Xenocyprididae
Product: gastrula zinc finger protein XlCGF8.2DB-like
Exons: 3
Coding region: 199-1173 (324 amino acids)
Biological process (GO): regulation of transcription by RNA polymerase II
Cellular component (GO): nucleus
Molecular function (GO): DNA-binding transcription activator activity, RNA polymerase II-specific; RNA polymerase II cis-regulatory region sequence-specific DNA binding
Source: RefSeq, a predicted model, not a curated record
GUGGGUUGCAGUUGAUUUUGCCUCUACGUGAUGACGUCAUCGACGCCAGCGCGCUCGCGAGUUUUCUGAGGUGAUUUGAGCAGAGAAGGAUCUGCUGUUCCUACCACAGAACUUGAAGCUCCUCCCACAACAGCUCACCAAUAUAUGCUGGACUAUUCCCAUCAAUCUAUAAGUGAAGAAGAGAGUUGAACAGAGAACAUGAGUGAUCCCGAAUCCUGCAGAAUGGAACAUGAAGAUACCGAAGAACAAAGAGACUUAAUGGAACAGAAUGAGGGGAGUGAAAAACUGGGCAAAGGAGAUGAGAAUCAUCAUCAUGUUAAAACCGGAGAAAAAUCUUUGAGGAGGGCCAAGAAUCACUUAAAAAUCCACACAGGAGAGAAGCCUUUUACAUGUGAUCAAUGUGGGAAGAGUUUCGCACAAAAAGGAACCCUGAAGAGACACAUGACAAUCCACUCUGGUGAGAAGCCUCACACAUGUGAUCAGUGUGGGAAGAGCUUCACAUACAAAGAACACCUUAAGGGACACAUAAAAAUUCACACUGGAGAAAAGCCGCACACAUGUGAUAAGUGUGGGAAAAGUUUUAUACAUAAAGAAAACCUUAAGAAACACAUGAUAAUCCACACAGGAGAGAAACCGCACAUCUGUGAUCAAUGUGGGAAGGGUUUCACUCAAAAACAAACCCUCAAAGAACACAUGAGGGUCCACACUGGAGAGAAACCGUACCCAUGUGAUCAGUGCGGGAAGAGUUUUGCACAACAAAGACAUCUUAAGGUACACAUGAAAACACACACUGGAGUGAAGCCAUACACAUGUGAUCAAUGUGGGAAGAGUUUUGCACGAACAGAACACCUUAAGGGACACAUGAGGAUCCACACUGGAGAGAAGCCGCACACAUGUGAUCAAUGUGGGAGGAGUUUUGCACGAACAGAACACCUUAAGGGACACAUGAAGAUCCACAAUGGAGAGAAGCCGUACACAUGUGAUCAGUGCUGGAAGAGUUUUACACAUGCAAACACACUUAAAUUACAUCUGCAUUCUCACUCGGGAGAAAAACCGUUUUACUGUGAUCAGUGUGGGAAAACUUAUUUUUCUGCAUCAUCCCUAAAGGUCCACCUGAAAGUUCAUUCAAAGGAGAAGCCUCACAUGUGUUCUUUGUGUGGAAAAGAGUUUUAG